Molecule: messenger RNA, 858 nt
Organism: Prunus dulcis (almond)
Lineage: Eukaryota; Viridiplantae; Streptophyta; Magnoliopsida; Rosales; Rosaceae
Exons: 3
Coding region: 94-585 (163 amino acids)
Source: RefSeq, a predicted model, not a curated record
ACUUUCAAUCAUUAGUUAUUCCUUGCACCAUAUUGCAAUCUUUCACAAACAGAGCAGGCACCGUUGCGAAUUCAAGUGGGCAAAGGGAUAAGCAUGAAGAUGAAGCAAAUAGAGGAGGCACCGGCGUCACCGCCUCCACCACCACCACCACUUCCAAGGUUCUGGGCUAAGAAGGCUGCGCCGGAGAGUGUGACAAAGCGAGAAAUUGCCAGGUUCUGGUUUCAGAAGCGCAUUGAGGAAGAGGAGCACCUCCUCGCUGCUAUCAAGGCUGCAGCACGUAUUAGAGCACUCAAGCUCUCGGAGGAAGAUUACAGACGUUUUGAGGAGUCCUUGGACAACGACGACGACAAAGCCAAUGGUAAGGAUAGCUCUGCUGCAGCCACUAAUGACAGCAACAAGGAUGGAAACAACGACGAAGUUCGUGUUGGGAUUAAGGACUGGUGGACAAAGAGCAAGUAUGCAUACUUGAACCAGCCAGCAAUAGAGUCCAUGGAGCCUCCGAAAAGGCGCACCUCCGCAUAUGUCCCCAAUUGUUUUGCCUAUAAGCCCACCCCUCUCUACCCUACCUCUCUUGGUGUGUUUUAGAACAGCUGAUCAGCAGCGGCUUCAAUUGAUUGGACUGAAAAUGGUUCAUGAAUUGUAUGACUCUUUGGAAUAAGUGAAGGUUUGCAGCCUUUGCAAGCAUUGGUUUCAUCAUGUGGUGUAUUUCUAAACAAAACCACAGAAUUUAAUUGGGAUGUAGUGUAAAGAAAAGAGUCCCUUUGUUUGUUUGGUUUGUGAGUGCAGUGCAAUCUGCAGGUCAUGUAUAUUUUUCUGUUUCUGUUCAGCAUAAUAGGAUGCUGUCUUUCUGAAUAUUCU